AUGAAGGUAAGUGGUUUUAACUUUUCAUCUGAACAAUCCACAAUCUCUGGUCCUUUUUCAAGUGGAAAUAAAAAGAUACCACCUGAACCCUUCACAAUUGUCCAUUGUAAAGUGGCAUCAUCAGCUGCAUUGACUAGUAGCACCAACGUAGACAUGGAAAAUCUCACACUACCCACAGAUCCGUGCACUUCUAAACCACCCACCGAAUGUCCAACUGUUACAGGGAACAACGAUAUGACCAGCGUCUUAAACCCGGACAUUAUGUCUUCGCCUAAUGCAAUAACGGUUAUUGCAAGUAAAGUGGUUAUAUCAGAUAUAUUACCUAGUAACAACAACGAAGACUUGAAAAACACCACACAACCCACAGACCCUCGUACUUACAGUGCUUUAAAAAAGGAUGUUGUCCAAACGACUGAUGUAACAAUGCUUCCACCGAGCACUAUGAACACUCCAUUUGAAGUUGACAAACAAGAAAGUGCUGCAAUGGAAAAUAUUGAUGAUCCUUCAUCGGCUAAUGUUACAACGUUCACAGAGCAACAAAUCGAUUUGCCAAACACGGAAACACAAAUGAGCCAAACACUGGCGGAUCCAUUGCUGGCUUUUAUGGAGACACAGCACACAUUAUUCGAAGCCAAUGAUGCAGAGAAUUCCAACGAUAGUGUUAUGCUGGUCCUUCCCAAUGUCACAAUAAAACAGGAAAAUGUCAGUGAAAAGUUGUUGAGAAACAUUCAAUUUGAACUUGAUGAAAACGAUAAUAUGACUUGCUCCCGCCUCAGUGAAGAGGUGGUCGAUCUUGAUCAGAGCAGUACUUCAACAGCAAAUGACGAAGAUGAAGCCUUGCCCCCCUCUCAGAUCGAUUUUGACAUCGGCAUGAUCUGCCUUUCGAACAGUGAGACCAUGGCCGAACUUGAGAAGAACGUUAAAUUAAAUACAUUUGCUGAAAAUGAAGCCUUAGCCGCCUGUCAAAUAGAUUUUGGCAAUGAAACGGUUGCAUCACCUUCCCCUUUGCAAGAAACCCAGAAUCCCAUGCCACUUAGUGCAGAUCUAUUGAGUAGUGGCAAUAGCAGUUCUAUUUUAAAUCUUGCACAGCGUUUACCCAGUUUGUGUGAUUCAAACGAAACGUUAAGUCAAAGUCAACAAAGCCAGCCUACCGUAGACGCUGUACAAUUUAUACAAUCACUUAAUGUCAAUGUGGCAAGCAGUGAUAGUCAGUCAUCGUCAGUGCAAGCUACGCCAGAAAAUAAGCAGCCAUCAUCAUCAUCACCUAAGGAAAGGGUGACUAUCUUGGAAGAAGGUAAAGAAGAUUCGUAUAUACCUAAUGCCCAACGUUUACCCAGCAUUUUGGAAGCAACCAUACCGAAGGCUUCUAUAAAACCUAUUCAAAUAUCUAAGGCUGCAAAUAAACAAAGGCCCAAAAAGACUCUGGCUUCCUUGGAUAAGCAAAAAAAGCAAACGAAAAAUACAAAAAUAGAUCAAGUGCCACAGUUGGUACACGCUCUACGUGCCCUUCCCAUUAAAGCGGUAAAUAGCAAUGCAGCCAUCGACACCGUUACACAUAAAGAGAGCCAGCCAAGUCCUGAAGAGACUUCAAAAUCUCAAGAACUUGUGAUUCCUGAUAUCCUUAAUGAGGGAGCCACAAAUUCUCAAACCGAGCAACCGCCGACUGAUAUUAGAGAAUCUCAAAUUUUAUUCCCAUCCUCAAGCUCCCAAGAAUUUGUGACUCCUGAUCUCUUCAAUCCAGAAACCACUUCUACACAAACGAAGCAACAGCAUGCAAAUGAAGCCGAACCUCAAGUUAUAUUCUCCCCUGUGGAUAAUCCUCAUGCUUUGCGUGUAUCCCAAGAACUCUCAAGCGACAAAACUCUUUUUAACAAUACCUCAUUGCUCAGGCUGGUGGAUCACAAUUACCAUAAAAAUUUUCAAAAUGCAGAGCAAACUGAUAAGGCACCCUCAGUUCCCAUUGCAACAGACACUCUUUCAAAGGUAACAAAUGAUAUUGCCACACAACAUGUUCCACUUCCUCAAACCAUGCCCAGGGUAAUAAGGAAAGAUUUUUUAUAUCGUUCUCUAUUAGAAUUGCAUUACUUUCAAAAUCUAACUUCUGCCAAUGUGGCAAAGUAUCAGCUGCCGACUGUCAACUAUGGUGAACCCUAUAUGGAAGCCACCAUAUUGUGUGGUGGAUUAAAGACAAAAAUUUCAAACCCUUCUCUAGUUUCAUUAUUUCCUCAGGCCCUGUCGUCUCCUUCAUCUUUGCACAAAGACAUUCUAACAAUACUCUGUGAUUUAAAAGAAUACCACUUCUCGGUAUUUCAAAGUUCCUCUUCUAGUACUACUGAUUUGCGCAUUGAGACUCUCAAUGCAUUUUUUCGCAAUGCUUCUCCCUUUUUUAGGGUCCAGCUACAAUAUGAGGAACAUAAUUCGGAAUUUUCGUUGUGCAAGUCCAUGUGGAAAACAUGUAACUGUGCUUCGCAUUUAAAAAAACCCUUUCAACCCUUAACAAUGGCCCUUACGGCGAAUAUCUUAAAGAGAAUCAAGACUGUGAAAAAUGAUUUGAAAAAAUAACAUUAUCUGGAAAAAUAGCUGGAGCCAACGUCGUUGCCGGAAAUAGUGUUUGUAGGUAAGAAUGUCUCUAUUCUUAUAUAGUAAUGGCAGUGAUGUUUUGUACAACUCUUUUUUUUUAUAACGUGAUAUUUGGAAUAUAUAAAAAAACUAUAAAAGCAUGUUGGCAAAUGCAAACGUUCCAUUAA
Messenger RNA from Stomoxys calcitrans (stable fly), 2747 nucleotides. RefSeq lists its product as uncharacterized. The record is from RefSeq and is a predicted model, not a curated record. Lineage: Eukaryota; Metazoa; Arthropoda; Insecta; Diptera; Muscidae. The transcript has 4 exons. The coding region runs from base 1 to 2562 and encodes 853 amino acids.